GGGAGAGGGGGCGUAUUACAUAAUUAAUCCUUCCAACUUCACUUUCCGCAGCUCCAUCUCCAGCCCACUGUUCUCACGUUUCUGUUUUGUUUUUAUACGGAGGAGGUGAGAAAAUAAUGCUGGUGUGUGGGUGUGUGUUGCUCGAAGGAUUUCAAGGACCAGAACAGGAUUGCUGCUCUCUGAACAGUAUGAAAUUAUUUCCUCUGGGGGUGCCAAUGGAGACCUGAAGAAGAGAGGCUGGUGCAUGAGAGGGGAUGCGAUACACCACUCAAUACCCUUUUCUUUGGACCAGAGGUCUGUAAGGUUCUGUUGGAUGUGAGUCCAUUGUCUGGAGUUCUUUCUGGAGUACCAUGUUACAGGCAUUUGCUUAGCCCUAAGCAAGAUCUGAACCGAAUUCAACUGCGGGCUGGAUCGUAGCAGAAGGAGCAGGUUUGUUUUGAGAGCCAAUUUUGUUUCCUGAGACACGAUGCCUCUGACCGCUCCCUACAAGAGCUGCAGCUGCGCACAGUUACACACCUGUGAGCAGUGCUUACUCCAUGUCAAGGACUUUUCAACUUUCCAUGCUCUACCAGCAAGGAGGUGAACAUGAAGCUGUGGGGGAGCCUAGCUGGGACAACUGACACUAACUGGCCAACAGGAUAUUCCACACCACAGAAUGUCAUCCUUAGAAUAUAAACUGGGAGGAGCUGGACAGACAGAACUAAUUAGUGCCGAGAGACAGGCUGAGCAUCGCUCAGCAGGUGGAUACAGCAUGCUUGUAAGAAAGCUGUGCAGUAAUACCAGUUUAAAGGCCAACAGAAUUCAUGCACCACCUUGGAGGAGGCCCAGGCCUUGGACUUGUACUUCAACACAAAGGAAAAUUUCCCUCUGGACAGUGACACUGGGCAUAUCAGUCCUCCAGGACCCACAAAAAUUGAAUCAAGAAAUGGAGAAGAAGAGUAUUCUUAGCGUCUCAAGCUAUUCCAGCAUUUCCAAACAUAUGGCUUCUCUUUAAUGUCUCUAGAGAGAAUCCUGUGUCUUUCAGGAGCUAACAUGAUGUUGUUGGCAGCUGCUUGGAGAAUGAACAUGAUUAUUCAGCAAAGCAUUAAGCUUUAGAAAGCUUUGCAUCAUGACAGAAAUCCCCACUCCUGCAGAGAGGGAUUUCAGAAGAUCUCACUUUUUAUGUUUGCAGCAUUAUUGCUCAUCUACAUCACACUCAUAAACAUCAGAAUUGUACUGAAAUUCUUAUGUGGCAAAAGUGAGUCUGUAGAACAUUCCAAAGAUGAAGAAAAGCAUGGUUCAGUACAUAGGUUGCCUUCCCCACCUUUGCUGAAGACGAUGAUGACAAGAUUGUGGGAGGCUACACCUGCGCAGAGAACUCUGUGCCCUAUCAGGUGUCCCUGAAUUCUGGAUAUCACUUCUGUGGAGGUUCCCUCAUCAGCAGCCAGUGGGUCGUGUCAGCUGCUCACUGCUACAAAUCUCGCAUCCAAGUGCAGCUCGGGAAACACAACCUGGGGCUCACUGAAUCCACACAGCAGUUUAUCAACUC
This is a messenger RNA of Zonotrichia albicollis (white-throated sparrow), 1528 nucleotides long. The record is from RefSeq and is a predicted model, not a curated record. Lineage: Eukaryota; Metazoa; Chordata; Aves; Passeriformes; Passerellidae.